Molecule: messenger RNA, 1485 nt
Organism: Psylliodes chrysocephalus
Lineage: Eukaryota; Metazoa; Arthropoda; Insecta; Coleoptera; Chrysomelidae
Source: the annotation of a GenBank genome assembly
AUGAUUACAUCUGUGGUCGUUGCAUUAUUGUUGUUCAUUGUUUACUAUAUAAUUUCUAGAAAAAAUAGUAAAUAUUUGAAAAAUGUACCCGGUCCGAAACCAAUUUUUUUCUUUGGAAACGUUCUUGAUUUUUUAGUUCUCCCUAGCUGGGGAUGGAUAGGUUGUCUUACGAAUUAUAUGGAUACUUAUGGCUCGACAAUUAUAGUACAUGAUGGACCUUUAAGUAUAGGACUAGUAACUAGAGAAGCCAAGCUUUUUGAGCACAUACUAAGUUCAUAUGCAUUCAUCAAUAAAGAUGGUCCUUAUACCUACCUACAAUCUUGGUUAGGAACUGGAUUGCUCACCAGCGUGGGUACAAAAUGGAAAAAACGCAGGCGUAUGUUGACGCCCUCUUUUCAUUUUUCGAUUUUGGAUAAUUUUGUUGAGAUCUUCGACAAUGUUAGCAAUAUUUUUAUAAAAAAACUUGAAAGAGAAAUUGGAAAGGAUAGUGUUGAUAUAAGUCCGUUAGUGUCUUUGAUGACCUUAGAUAUUAUUUGUGAGGCGGCUAUGGGAAUCAAGAUAAACGCACAAUCUGAAAAAAAUUCAGAAUACGUUCAAAAAGUCAAAGUUAUGUGCAGUAUUCUAACUGAAAGAAUGAUUUCACCGAUUCAUCCAAUUCUUUACCCAUUUACAAUAAACUAUUUUCGUGAAAAACGUGCUUUGAAAGUACUGCACGCUCAUACAGAUAAAAUUAUUGAAACACGAAUGAACGAGCAAACCGAUAAGAGCGAAGACGAUUAUACUGAUAAUGUGGGAAAGAAGCAACGAUUAGCAUUUUUGGAUCUUUUAUUAAAGAGCACUAUUGAUGGAGAACCAUUAUCUAGGUUGGAUAUUAGAGAAGAAGUGGAUACCUUUAUGUUUGAAGGACAUGAUACAACCUCAUCAGCUAUAAGCUUUACUAUGUAUGCUCUAUCAACACAUCCAGAAAUACAGGAAAAAUUAUUUUUGGAACAAACGAAUAUAUUUGAAGAUUUGAGAAAUGCUAAGCCAAGUAUACCGCAAUUACAAGAAAUGAAAUAUCUAGAAUUAGUGAUAAAAGAGGCCUUGAGGUUAUACCCUUCAGUACCGUUUAAUGGUAGAACGUUAACAGAAGAUUUGGAGUUGGAUGGAGUUUUGUAUCCGAAAGGCUUAAACAUAAUGCUUUUUACUUUUGCAAUGCACAGAAAUCCGGAAUAUUUCCCAGAUCCAUUAGAAUUCAAACCAGAAAGAUUCCAAGACUCAUCUAGGGUUAAUCCUUACGUAUAUGUUCCAUUUAGUGCAGGCCCUAGAAAUUGUAUAGGACAAAAAUUUGCAAUGUUAGAACUGAAGAGUACACUGUCAAAAGUAAUAAGAACUUUCGAGCUUCUGCCUGCAUCUCCAGUACAAGAUUUACAAUUGGCCCCGGAAACGAUAUUAGUUUCAAAGAACGGCAUCCAUAUUUCACUAAAAAAGAGAAUUAUUGUCUAA